This is a messenger RNA of Camellia sinensis, 1482 nucleotides long. NCBI's taxonomy places the organism in Eukaryota, Viridiplantae, Streptophyta, Magnoliopsida, Ericales, Theaceae. The record is from RefSeq and is a predicted model, not a curated record.
AGCAAGAAUUCAUUUGCUACACAGUUCAGUAUCUACUCUCUCUCUCUCUCUCUCUCUCUCUCUCUCACUCCCCUCGCACGCACAGAGCUGAGCUUGAAGAAGAUGCCAAGCAGAAGGGGAAGAAUUUCUAUUUCUUCCAUUAUUGGACCAAGAAUAGCUUACUACAAUAAUUGGCUAUUAAAAGGACGCGAACCUAAACCUGAAGCCAUACCCAAACAACCAUGCAAUUUGGGUCCCAAUCAUCUUCAUUCUGCUUUAAUUUCCUUCAAUCGCAUGCUCCGAAUGCGACCUUUGCCCCCAAUUUCUCAAUUCAACAAAGCUUUAGGCCCUAUUUUGAAAAUGGGUCAUUACGCCACUGCGCUUUCUCUUAUUCAUAACAAGUUGCAACAGCUCCAAGGCAUUCAGGUCGAUAUCUACACCUUCAACAUUGCCAUUAACUGUUACUGCCACCUUAAUCGAGUAGAUUUUGGGAUGUCUCUUCUGGGUACCCACUUCAAACGCGGCUAUACACCCAAUGUAAUUACCUUCACAACUCUGAUUAAUGGACUUAUUUUGCAAGAUAAAACUCCUCAAGCUGUGGAGUUGUUUAAGAAAUUAAUGAGAAGUAGAGAAAUUGAACCCAACGUGGUUAUGUAUGGAACCAUUGUCAAUGGGCUCUGCAGAACGGGGAACACUAUCAGGGCUGUUAGUUUGCUUAGGAUUAUGGAAGAGGAAAGUUGUAAACCUGACACCAUAGUGUAUACCACGAUCAUUGACAGUCUUUGCAAGGAUAGAAUGGUGGAUGAUGCUCUCAAACUUUUUUCUAAAAUGGAUGAAAAGGGUAUUUUCCCAGAUGUUGUCACUUAUACUUCUUUGAUUCAUGGCCUAUGUAAUUUUGGCCGGUGGAAGGAGGCUACUGGAAUGUUCAGAGAAAUGUUGGAUAGUGGUAUUGCACCAAAUGUUCAUACGUAUAAUGUGUUGCUGGAUGCAUGUACCAAGGAAGGGAAGAUGAAAGAGGCAGAGGGGGUAAUUCAAGUCAUGAUACAAAGAGGUGUGGAUCCUAAUGUAGUCACAUACAAUACUCUAAUGGAUGGAUAUUGUUUCCAAGGCCAAAUGGAUGAAGCAAUCAGAGUGUUGAAUAACAUGGUGGAAAGGGGCCUUCACCCCAAUGUUUUUAGCUAUAACAUUCUAAUCAAUGGAUAUUGCAAGAAAAUGAAAAUAGUUGAGGCCAUGCAUCUCUUUCGAGAAUUGCCUCGAAGGGGGUUGAAACCCGACAAUGGAACUUUCGGUGCUAUGUUACAAGGUUUGUUUCAAACAGGUAGAUGUGGAGUUGCUCAAAAACUUUUUAAUGAUAUGCAAGCUGCAGGCAUAAUUCCUAAUUCUGUAACUUAUGGUAUCUUAUUGGAUGGGUUGUGCAAAAAUGGGCAUAUUUCUGAAGCAUUGUCAUUAUUCCACAUGAUGGAAAGCAACAAUUUACAUCCUGAUAUUGGCCCUUUUCAGUAA